AUGUACGGCGUGUGCGAUGGGCACGGCCCCUUCGGUCACCUGGUGUCUUUUCGCCUGGUGCAGACAAUCCCGUACUUCUUGACGAACAGCGAGCACUUCGGCAAAAACUGGGAGGAAGCCUUGAAAGAAGCCUUCGGCAAAUCUCAGGAGGACUUGGAGAACUUCUGUCGCGAGCAGAAUAUCAACAUUGAGGCCUCUGGUGCUGCAGGUUCCUGCCUUGUGCUGGAAGAGCAGACU
Molecule: messenger RNA, 237 nt
Organism: Symbiodinium pilosum
Lineage: Eukaryota; Dinophyceae; Suessiales; Symbiodiniaceae
Source: the annotation of a GenBank genome assembly